AUGGACGUUUGGGACUCAGUCGCACGCAAUUUGGCCACCAUGGGCGAGUUUGACCGCCCACAAUUCGACGGAAAGAAAGCGCAAGCCAGAUUUCUUAUCCUCUUACGGGACCAUCGUGAGAGCAACAACGCUUCGCAACGAGCCUCGGGUGCUGCCGAGAAUGUCACCGAAAAGAUCAUCUUGUUACAUGAUAUUUGCAACCAAGUCGGCGAAGCCAAGCGAGAAGAAAACAACUGUCUGACGCAAGAAUACGAAGAAGCCUCAAAAGUCGAAGAGAAUGGGGCCUUCGUGCGCGAAGAAGCGAUGAAGUCGCAAAGAAAGCGAAUGAUGAAGGAUGAAGACGACUCCGGCGGGGGCUAUGGCGGCAAAAUGUUGAAGCAAAGGUGCUUGGAGAUUGGCAAACUUAUUUUUGAGAAGUAA
Molecule: messenger RNA, 420 nt
Organism: Aphanomyces invadans
Lineage: Eukaryota; Oomycota; Saprolegniomycetes; Saprolegniales; Verrucalvaceae
Exons: 2
Coding region: 1-420 (139 amino acids)
Source: RefSeq, a predicted model, not a curated record